AUAGAAUCAAAGUGUGUGACCUAGCUGGGUCUCAUCCUCAUUGUUAACUAUGGGGACUUCAUAACUGGAUGACCAGGUCCUAAAUUGGACAGAAUAAAUCUUAAAGGUGAUCCGUCUUUUGGGUAGGUAAAGAAAACACAGAAUUGCAAUUCUGAGGCUUACAAGACUUCUUCGACUAGGAGUGCCAUGACAAGGCCUGUAAAGUAUAUGCUUUGCAGUAUGGAGUGGAGUACAUGUUCCAAAAGCAGGCAUUUUUAUCUCUCAAACCCUGCAUCAGGGGUCAGGGGAGAGACAAAAGGCCCUUCCCGAGUUUAAAAUUCAAUUCGCAAGGCAGGACUUAGGAAAAUUAAACCAAAUAUUAAACGGAAGAAAAUCCCUUGCGUAGAGUAACUGCCAAUUGCGUUGUACAAAUCAAAACUGAAAUAAAAUGUUAGGGCGUUCUAAACAAAUAGCUGGAGAAACAGAUAAAACAAAUCUAAAAUGGAAGAAAAGGUGGCGGAUUCGAGUUGAAAAUGCCAAGUUGAGGACCAAAAGCAUUUGGAUAGAAGCAGCCUCCGGGCUGGAAGGCAGAUAGCAAACGAGUACUGCCACCAAAGAUCUGGAAAGACCAAUAAAUGUUGCAGUGGGUCGGUUUAACUGAAGGCGGUUUCCUCCUCCUCCAUUAGCUCGGCCCCAGUUGGAAGCGCAGUGCGCGGCGCCGAGCUCCAGGUCCCCGGCUCGGGUGGGAGCGGGGGGAACAGCCGUGGGAGGGGCGGGGCGAGCGCGGGCGCUCAGCCGGCGCAGGGGCGGGGCGGUUAUAUUACGUGCGCGGCGCCGCCCCUGCGAGAGGACGUUGCGUGCUCGCUCGCGUCAGGCGAGUCUCCGCGUCUCCCUCGCGAACUCGGUGAAAGGAAUUGGCGCCGUUCGACACCAGGCGGAUCCGCUCUGCAGCAGAAACCCACCUCCAGCCGCAGCCGCAGCCGCCGCCCGGGCCGAGCAGCAGCCUCAGCCGCCGCGAGUGGCCGAGUGAGCGGAGCCGAGUUUGAGCCAGCGCCUAGCGGUGAAUUGGGGCCUCACCAUGAGUUCCUCGCCUGUUAAUGUGAAAAAGCUGAAGGUGUCGGAGCUGAAGGAGGAGCUCAAGAAGCGGCGCUUGUCCGACAAGGGCCUCAAGGCCGAGCUCAUGGAGCGUCUCCAGGCCGCGCUGGACGACGAGGAGGCCGGGGGCCGCCCCGCCAUGGAGCCCGGGAACGGCAACCUAGACCUGGGCGGGGAUUCCGCCGGGCGCUCGGGAGCAGGCCUCGAGCAGGAGGCCGCAGCAGGCGGCGAUGACGACGAGGAGGAAGAGGAGGAGGAGGAGGAAGGGAUAGCCGCCCUGGAUGGCGACCAGAUGGAGCUCGGGGAGGAGAACGGCGCCGCGGGGGCGGCCGACUCGGGCCCGAUGGAGGAGGAGGAGGCUGCCUCGGAGGACGAGAAUGGCGACGACCAGGGCUUCCAGGAAGGGGAGGAUGAACUCGGAGACGAGGAGGAAGCCGCGGGCGACGAGAACGGGCACGGGGAGCAGCAGCCUCAACCGCCGGCGGCGCCGCAACAACAGCCCCAGCAGCAGCGCGGGGCCGCCAAGGAGGCCGCGGGGAAGAGCAGCGGCCCCACGUCUCUGUUCGCGGUGACGGUGGCGCCGCCUGGGGCGAGGCAGGGCCAGCAGCAGGCGGGAGGUAAGAAGAAGGCGGAAGGCGGCGGAGGCGGCGGUCGCCCCGGGGCUCCGGCGGCGGGAGACGGCAAAACAGAACAGAAAGGCGGAGAUAAAAAGAGAGGUGUUAAAAGACCUCGAGAAGAUCAUGGCCGUGGCUAUUUUGAGUACAUUGAAGAGAACAAGUAUAGCAGAGCCAAAUCUCCUCAGCCACCUGUUGAAGAAGAAGAUGAGCACUUCGACGACACAGUGGUUUGUCUUGAUACUUAUAAUUGUGAUCUACAUUUUAAAAUAUCAAGAGAUCGCCUCAGUGCUUCUUCCCUUACUAUGGAGAGUUUUGCUUUUCUUUGGGCUGGAGGAAGGGCAUCCUAUGGUGUGUCAAAAGGCAAAGUCUGUUUUGAGAUGAAGGUUACAGAGAAGAUCCCAGUAAGGCAUUUAUAUACAAAAGAUAUUGACAUACAUGAAGUUCGGAUUGGCUGGUCACUAACCACAAGUGGAAUGUUGCUUGGUGAAGAAGAAUUUUCUUAUGGGUAUUCUCUAAAAGGAAUAAAAACAUGCAACUGUGAGACUGAAGAUUAUGGAGAGAAGUUUGAUGAAAAUGAUGUGAUUACAUGUUUUGUUAACUUCGAAAGUGAUGAAGUGGAACUCUCCUAUGCAAAGAAUGGACAAGAUCUUGGCAUUGCCUUCAAAAUCAGUAAGGAAGUUCUUGCUGGACGACCACUCUUCCCGCAUGUUCUGUGCCACAACUGUGCGGUUGAGUUUAAUUUUGGUCAGAAGGAAAAGCCAUAUUUUCCAAUACCUGAAGACUAUACUUUUAUCCAGAAUGUCCCCUUGGAGGAUCGAGUUAGAGGACCAAAGGGGCCUGAAGAGAAGAAAGAUUGUGAAGUGGUUAUGAUGAUUGGUUUGCCAGGAGCUGGGAAAACUACCUGGGUUACUAAACAUGCAGCAGAAAAUCCUGGUAAAUACAACAUUCUUGGAACAAACACCAUAAUGGAUAAAAUGAUGGUGGCAGGUUUUAAGAAGCAAAUGGCAGAUACUGGGAAACUAAACACGCUGCUGCAGAGAGCUCCACAGUGUCUUGGAAAGUUUAUUGAGAUUGCUGCGCGUAAGAAGCGAAACUUCAUUUUGGAUCAGACAAAUGUGUCUGCUGCUGCCCAGAGGAGAAAAAUGUGCCUGUUUGCAGGCUUCCAACGAAAAGCUGUUGUAGUUUGCCCAAAAGAUGAAGACUAUAAGCAAAGAACACAGAAGAAAGCGGAAGUAGAGGGAAAAGACCUACCGGAACAUGCAGUCCUCAAAAUGAAAGGAAACUUUACUCUGCCAGAAGUAGCUGAGUGCUUUGAUGAAAUAACGUAUGUUGAACUUCAGAAGGAGGAAGCCCAAAAACUUUUGGAGCAGUAUAAGGAAGAAAGCAAAAAAGCUCUUCCACCAGAAAAGAAACAGAACACAGGCUCAAAGAAGAGCAAUAAAAAUAAGAGUGGCAAGAACCAGUUUAACAGAGGUGGUGGCCAUAGAGGGCGCGGUGGAUUCAAUAUGCGUGGUGGAAAUUUCAGAGGAGGAGCUCCUGGGAAUCGUGGUGGAUAUAAUAGGAGGGGCAAUAUGCCACAGAGAGGUGGUGGCGGUGGCGGAAGUGGUGGAAUUGGCUAUCCAUAUCCUCGUGGCCCUGUUUUUCCCAGCCGAGGCGGUUAUUCAAACAGAGGGAAUUACAACAGAGGUGGAAUGCCUAACAGAGGGAACUACAACCAGAACUUCAGAGGACGAGGAAACAAUCGUGGCUACAAAAAUCAAUCUCAGGGCUACAACCAGUGGCAGCAGGGUCAAUUCUGGGGUCAGAAGCCAUGGAGUCAGCAUUAUCACCAAGGAUAUUAUUGAAUACCCAAAUAAAACGAACUGAUACAUAUUUCUCCAAAACCUUCACAAGAAGUCGACUGUUUUCUUUAUCUGUCCAUGUGAAUGUGCUGUGUGGAAGAGUAAAAGGGUCCAAGUAAAUGUGUUCCAGUGAUUCCAAUAGCUAUUUAGCUGGUACCUACCGCUAUAUCACCUAGUGUGAAAUUUCGGAUUUAAUGGAAUAAUGAA
Molecule: messenger RNA, 3739 nt
Organism: Kogia breviceps (pygmy sperm whale)
Lineage: Eukaryota; Metazoa; Chordata; Mammalia; Artiodactyla; Physeteridae
Gene: HNRNPU
Product: heterogeneous nuclear ribonucleoprotein U
Biological process (GO): positive regulation of transcription by RNA polymerase II; negative regulation of transcription by RNA polymerase II; negative regulation of telomere maintenance via telomerase
Cellular component (GO): mitotic spindle microtubule; nuclear speck; nuclear matrix
Molecular function (GO): snRNA binding; poly(C) RNA binding; poly(G) binding
Source: RefSeq, a predicted model, not a curated record